AAAUUGCUCCUGUCUGCACAUCCUGUGGUCCCGCCUUAAUAAAAUGAAUAGUACAGCGAACACGCUGGUUGCUGUAUCCUCCACAGGCUAUAAUUUACUUUAAAGAAGCAAUGAAGGACAUACUUGUACUUCUGAUUCUGCUGAGUGCCCAAACUACCAAGGUGUGCUCUCAGCCUUAUGAGGCGGACUCAGAUGGAAACUGUCGCGACACAACACACGAGUACCUGUCAGAGGACUUAAACCUGUGCUGCAAGAAAUGUCCCCCUGGACAGCGAUUGAAACAGGAGUGCUCUAAAACUACAGAGAGUGUCUGUGAAGAGUGUAAACCGAACCAGUACAGGGAGGCCUGGAACUAUGCUAAAAACUGUGAGUCCUGUGCCAAAUGCAAAUCAGUCAAAGGUCUGCAGUAUGCCCAAAACUGCUCGUCUACUACAAGCUCCAAGUGUAUGUGCCAGCCUGGGAUGUAUUGCAUAAUAGGAUUUGACGACCCAUACUGCACAGAAUGUAAGAAGUACAGGCUAUGCAAAGCUGGGUAUGGAGUGUCUGUGCCAGGGACAAAACACUCAGAUGUGAAGUGUACACCGUGCCCUGAAGGAACGUUCUCUAACACAGACUCCUCCACGGACAGCUGUCGGCCUCAUAAUGACUGUCAUGGGAAGGCUGUUGUUAUAAAAGGCAAUGCUACCUCAGACACCGUGUGUGAGCCUGAGGAUACAUCCACACAGCGUCAAAGCGCAACAGUUCUCACGACUGCAAGUACAAUAAGGAGCACGGUCUUAGCAGUCUCAGACUCCACAGUGUCUGUCAACUACUCAACAAAAAGCCCACCACCACACACAGAACCUGGCCUAGUGGCGGGUGUCAUUACUGGAGUCAUUGUAUUCGUUUUGCUUGUCAUCUUGCUGGCAUGCCUUUGUAAAGCCAAUGUCUGGAACAAAGAUGCUGCGCAACCUAAACCUAAAGUAGAUGCAAAUGGAAAUUGCGAAAGCGGUGAUAAACAAAUCAAUCAGGGUUAUCUGGGGCAAACUCAGCUGAUGUCACUCACAGUUACCGCACCAGAACAACAGUGUCUGCUGGAGAAAGGGGAAGCCUACAGUGACCACCUUCAGUCUAGUGACGAUUCUGAACCUCUGACCAGAAGAAACGGCUGCAGCAACAACGAGUCCAACGGCCCUUUGCGAUCCACUGUAGGCUUUAACAAUUCACACUCUGCUCUGUCAGAGCCUAUGUCUUUAAUUUCCAACACGGAGCCUAUCGCACCUCAGCCUAGCGUCCCCUCACAGUCCUCCUCUCAGCCCUCCUCUCAGCCCACCAGCCCGCAGAUCAUCAGCCCUGUAACCACCAGUCCUCAUGUCAACGUCAACAUCACUUUCCACAUAGGAAACGGGACUUGCGGGACACCAUCUGUCAUGCCCACAAACUUGACGGAAGCAGACUGUAAGCUCCCCUUUGGAGAGGAAGAGGAGUCAUUUAGCAUCCCACAGCAAGAAAAUGGAAAACACUCAAUAAUGUCAGUGCAAGACAGUGAAAGUUACAGUGUAUGAUCAGUCACCUGCAUGAAAGACUGAUAAGCCAGUUUGAUCUCUCUGUCAUGUGAAAAACUGAAAUCAGACUGGCUGAACAACUUGUAGAUUUGGUAUGUUUUAUGAGGCAAACAAACAUAAACCUUUGUUGUGUAUAUAUGUGUGUUGUAUAUAUAUGUACAGUAGAGAACUGUAAAUAAAGAUAUGAAUAUUG
Molecule: messenger RNA, 1737 nt
Organism: Toxotes jaculatrix (banded archerfish)
Lineage: Eukaryota; Metazoa; Chordata; Actinopteri; Toxotidae
Gene: tnfrsf1b
Product: tumor necrosis factor receptor superfamily, member 1B
Exons: 9
Coding region: 111-1544 (477 amino acids)
Biological process (GO): intrinsic apoptotic signaling pathway in response to DNA damage; positive regulation of membrane protein ectodomain proteolysis; immune response
Cellular component (GO): membrane
Molecular function (GO): tumor necrosis factor receptor activity; tumor necrosis factor binding
Source: RefSeq, a predicted model, not a curated record